AUGGUAUCCGAAAAUGACCCAAUCAAGCUCACACUCAGGGGCUCUCCUCGAGAAAUUGGACUUCAACAUGGUCGGGCCUUGCGAGAACAGAUUCAUAGUCAAGUUUCUAUCUAUGAUUCUAUGUUCCAGCAGAAGUCAAAUUUAUCCUGGGGAGAAGUGCGCGAGGUCGCAAAGGAGUUUCAGUCAACGUUGAAGGUCUUGACACCACAUCUGCUGACGGAAAUGGAAGGCAUCGCCGAAGGUGCUGGUCUUGAUGUGCUCGAUAUCAUCGCCCUCAACUGUCGAAGCGAAAUCGCCCUCGGAAGCUUCUCCGAUGGCUGCACGACGCUCUGCUGGAAGAAAAGCGGUGGGGCCCGAGUCCUAUCGCAGAAUUGGGACUGGAGAGCAACAGUCAAGAAAAAUCUUGCCAUGAUCUCAAUAGAACAGGAGGGAAAGCCUGUUCUCUAUAUGGUUACAGAGGCAGGGAUCGUCGGCAAGAUUGGAUUCAACCUGAACGGCGUGGGAACCUGUCUGAAUGCCAUUCGGGCAAAGCCAAUGCUGAGUUCCAAGGUGCCCAUUCAUGUUGCACUCCGAUUGUGCUUGGAGAGUAAAUCCGUUCAUGACGCUGUCAAGACUAUCGAGUCUCUAGGCGGAGUUGCGUCGGCACAGCAUAUCCUCUGUGCAGAUUACACAACCGCGCUGGGCCUUGAGUUGUCCCCCGUCGGAGACAAACACAUUGCUGAAGAUGCAAAUGGUCUCAUUGGUCAUACCAAUCAUUUCCUUGAGAAUCAAUACGUGGAUGAGCCACCCUGGCUAUCCGGAUCUCCAAUUCGAUUGAGGCGAUUAGGGGACCUGACGAAGGAGCUUCUUGAUGUUGGUGUUACCGGCGAUGAUAUCACUGCCGAUUUGCUGAGAGAAUCCAUAUUCUCUGAUACUUUCAAUCUACCUCAGGCGAUAUGCGAACAGGAAGACCCUUUGCGUCCUAAGGGUACCAGAAGCAGUACUUUGUUCAACAUUGUCAUGAACUUGGACCCAAAAAGUCUAGGGGCAGAGGUAGUCUUUGGUCGAGUGGGAUCUGGGGAAGAGGGAUCUGUACUCACAAUGCCGUGGUGA
Messenger RNA from Penicillium salamii, 1092 nucleotides. Lineage: Eukaryota; Fungi; Ascomycota; Eurotiomycetes; Eurotiales; Aspergillaceae. The record is from the annotation of a GenBank genome assembly.